Mercenaria mercenaria is the source of this 1417-nucleotide messenger RNA. Its product is annotated as proton-coupled amino acid transporter 1-like. The transcript is spliced from 9 exons. The annotation marks the transcript as partial. Gene Ontology annotation, cellular component: vacuolar membrane. Gene Ontology annotation, biological process: amino acid transmembrane transport. Lineage: Eukaryota; Metazoa; Mollusca; Bivalvia; Venerida; Veneridae. The record is from RefSeq and is a predicted model, not a curated record. Gene Ontology annotation, molecular function: amino acid transmembrane transporter activity.
UGUCAGAUUGUUGGUUACACAAGAUUCGGUGCAUACAGGAAUACUGAAUGUCUCAUGCACCUUCUAAAAGGGCAUAUAGGUGUAGGAAUACUGGCACUUCCGGUCGCAUACAAAAAUGGUGGACUAUGGCUCAGCCUGGGAGUGGUGACCAUUAUAGGAAGCAUCUGUACUCACUGUAUGCAUAUACUCGUUCUAUCAGGAAACGAACUUCGUAAAAGAACAAGAAGCGAACAUCUAGAUUAUGCAACCGUAAUGGAAACAGCAUUUAAAACAAGAAAGGACUGGUUGAGAAACUGGAGCAGUUUUGCACGGAGAAUGGUGAAUACGUUUCUGGUAACAACUCAGCUUGGAUUCUGUUGUACAUAUAUAGUUUUCAUCGCCGACAAUAUAAAACAGGUCGUAGAAUACGCAGCACAAGUGGAACUAGACACCAUACUGUACAUUCUCAUGGUAACAGCGAUGCUGGUUCCAUACUCGAUGGUGAAAAGCCUGAAAAUUCUGGCACCAUUUUCAGCUGUAGCUAACGUGCUUAAUUUGCUAGGAUUUAUACUUGUUUUCGUGAACUUAUGGCAGGACUUACCAGAUACCAGGACUCGACCUUCUGUUGGUAAAGCAAGGGAUAUACCACUAUUCUUUGGACAAGUUCUGUUUGCAUUUGAAGGUAUCGCAUUGGUAAGAAAGUGGCAUACAAAGCAACUUUCGAAAAAUGAAAUAGGUUUUUUACCUCAGCUUAUUUGCAUCAAAUUUAAACAGAAUCAAGAAAAAUGCUGGUCGCUAAAGGACCCGGCAAAUACAUGUCAAUAUAACUGUUUUAAGGUGUUACCACUUCACAAGAAAAUGAAAGACAAAGACGCAUUUCUGGGUAAAGCUGGAAUACUCACGCUCGGACUGACUAUAGUUAUAGCCCUUGAUAAUGCUGUUGGUUUCUAUGGUUACCUGAAAUAUGGAGAUGAAACAGAAGGCAGCAUAACAUUUAAUUUACCGAAUGAUCAGUGGCUGUACCUUUCUGCGAGGUUAAUGUUUGCAGCUUCUAUAUUUCUUACCUACGCAAUUGUGUUUUACGUACCAAUGGAAAUUAUCUGGCAUUAUGUUGACAAAAGGACUAAGAUGAGAGGAACAUCAUUACCAGUAUAUACAGAAUAUCUACUAAGACUUGCCCUUGUUCUUGGAACAUGUGGACUAUCAGCACUUAUACCACAUCUAGAUUUACUUAUCGCUCUGAUAGGUGCGUGUGAAAGCUCCUUCCUUGCACUUAUACUUCCGGCUAUUAUAGAACUUAUCACGUUUGACUGCUGUAAGACAGUUUAUAUGAAAAACGGCUUUAUAAUUACUCUAGGACUGGUUGGCUGUGUAAUAGGAACAUAUUCAUCUAUUCUAGAAAUAUACAAAACAUUUUGAAAAGAUUAUAAGGAUCUUA